This is a messenger RNA of Centropristis striata (black sea bass), 1102 nucleotides long. RefSeq names its product anaphase promoting complex subunit 10 (gene anapc10). The record is from RefSeq and is a predicted model, not a curated record. The coding region runs from base 142 to 702 and encodes 186 amino acids. NCBI's taxonomy places the organism in Eukaryota, Metazoa, Chordata, Actinopteri, Perciformes, Serranidae. The transcript has 6 exons. Gene Ontology annotation, biological process: protein K11-linked ubiquitination; anaphase-promoting complex-dependent catabolic process. Gene Ontology annotation, cellular component: anaphase-promoting complex.
AAAAGCGACCCCGAUGCUUCAAAAGUGGGAGAUUCGAAGUGGUUGCAGCAAAACAAACCGGAUUUAAGCUUUGUUUGUGUCAAACAGCUUCAUCUAAUGCGCUGACACAACACACUGGAGAUCUGUUCCGCUUCAUAACUGAUGGCGACCCCGAGUAAGACGCCGCCCGGCGCCGACCCGAAGCAGCUGGAGCGGACCGGGACGGUCCGGGAGAUCGGCUCCCAGGCGGUGUGGUCCCUCUCCUCCUGUAAACCGGGCUUCGGAGUGGAUCAGCUGAGAGACGACAACCUGGAGACGUACUGGCAGUCAGACGGGUCCCAGCCACACCUGGUCAACAUCCAGUUCAGGAGGAGGACCACGGUGAAGAUGUUGUGUAUUUAUGCUGAUUAUAAAUCAGAUGAGAGCUACACGCCCAGUAAGAUCUCCGUCAGAGUCGGGAACAACUUCCACAACCUGCAGGAGAUCCGGCAGCUGGAGAUGGUGGAGCCCAGCGGAUGGAUUCACAUCUCGCUCAUGAAUCAGCGCACCAACGAGCCGAUCAGCACCUUCAUGAUCCAGAUCGCGGUCCUGGCAAACCACCAGAACGGACGCGACACCCACAUGCGGCAGAUCAAAGUGUACACGCCGGUGGAGGAGAGCUCCAUCGGGAAGUUCCCACGAUGCACCACGGUGGACUUCAUGAUGUACCGAACCAUCAGGUGAUCCAGAAUCUGACGGAGAAACCACUGAGAGUCAGAAUCAGCUGUUUGUUUCUGUUCAUAUUUAAAAUAAAGCUGCCAAGAUUUAAAGUUAAAGGUGUUUAAAAUGAGACGCUUCACCGCCAGAAUUAAACUUUUUGCAGCUUUUUUGAGGAAAAUUAAACUCAUUUUUUUAUAUUUUCUAAAGAACAUUUUCCCUCAUUAACCUGACCCGGCUGCAGCCAAUAAACACUGAGACAUUUAGUGUGUUUUAUUUGAUCUAAAGGAGCCGGACGAGUUCUUUAACAAGCCAAAACUUAGUAGAACUUUUGGGUUUUUUGAGUUUUUUACGCAGUUGCAACCUGCCGUGCCUACAGACUGUCUGCUGUCGUCCUGUUUGUUCAAUAAAAUGUGUUUCAAAGCAA